UCCGUACCUCCAUUUCCGCUCAUGUUCAUUGCUGUUAGUUUCCCGGUGGAGUAAUGGAGCAGGACUGAAUGGCGGACAGACGGUAGUGUGUGUUGUUGGGGUAAAAUGAGUUCUCAGCAGUUUCCCCGGGCGCCUUUGCCUCCUGCAGUAGUGGGACAAGGCCCAGUACCACCUGGCAACAGCAGCCUCAUUCCUGGGGGCCAACCAGGUGGAGAAGAAGGCAACAGAGAUGCAGACCACACUCAGGACUCUCUCACUAGUGGUGGUGGGACUGGAUCGAGUAUGCAGUACCGGGACGAUAAGCAGGAGACAGUGGUGGUUAGGCCCUAUCCUCAAGUACAGACUUUGAGUCAACCACCAGCUUUGGCACAGCACAUGUCUAUCCAGACAAGUUCUACAGUAGCUGCACCACCAGCUCAUCUAGCGAUGGGCCAGCAGCCUGCCUUUACUGACGGAGCGAUCAAGGCUGGUCUAAAAUCUACUAUGCCCAGUCGACUAAUUGCCCCAGCUCCAGCUGUUAGUCAGGGGCAUCUUUCUGGCUCCGCAAAAGUGCCCAGUCAUAUUACUGUUACCCUGGAAAGCAGUAUGGCUCCAGCCUCCAUCCCUGUGGCAACCAUCAGUGGUCAGCAGGGACAGAGUAAUCUGCACCACCUGAUGGCAACCAACCUGCAGAUCAUCAGGGGCAGCCCACCUGCGCUUCAGAUCAGUUCUUCUACUGCUCCUCCUCACACGUUCACCUCCCACCUACCCAGAGGUGCAGCUGCAGCAGCAGUAAUGUCGAGCACUAAAGGCCCUACUGUUUUGAGACCUGCAUGUGGAGCAAAUGCAGCACCGGGUCAACCGGGUGCUGUACAGCACAUUAUCCAGCAGUCCAUUCCGUCUCGACCUGCAGCCACCACUUCGACUGCUGUGCUGCCCACUGUGGUUGCCCCCAUUUCAACAGCCAGAACCCAGUCUCCUAUUAUAAGCUCUCCAGUGCAGACACACACGGAGAUGUAUGGGCGGACAGGGCUUACAAUCCACCCUUCUUCAACUAUCAGUAUCCAGAGGCCUCCAACACCGAGAGAUCCAGGCGCACGCAUCACAUUGCCUUCCCAUCCAGCCAUGGGAGCUCAAAAGGCCCAGACUGCACACACCAUAACUCAGAAACCUAUAUUCAGCACUGUGACUCCUGUUGCUGCGGCAACUGUUGCCCCCAUCUUAGCUACCAAUACUGUCCCAUCAGCUACAACAACAGGUUCUGCACCUCACACCCAGAUGAGCAGCAGUACAAUAGUCACCAUGACAAUGGCUUCCCACUCUUCACAUGCCACAGCUGUAACCAGCUCUGCCAUACCUGUUGCAAAAGUGGUUCCUCAACCAAUUGCUCACACUUCCCCUCGGAUCCAAACUGAAUAUACUGGGGAAAGAACAAACCUUAUUCCCAUCUCUGGCCAUCGCUCCUCUCCAAACCCUGUCACUAUGGAGCCUCGCAGUGAUAAUAGACCCACUGUGCCUGUCCAAUUCCAGUACUUUUUACCUACGAACCCACCAUAUGGCUAUCCGCUCACCCAUACCUAUACACCGAUCACUAGCUCUGUUUCUACCAUCCGGCCCUAUCCAGUCACAGCCCCGGCUCCAAGCUCUGCAAUUCCUGCUCAAGCUGGUGUGGGCGUAGCCACCACUGUCCAUUUAAACCCCAUGCAGCUGAUGGCCGUAGACCGCAUUGGCCUGCAGUCAGCUCAAAUCAGUACUCAAAAUAUCCAGCCAGCUUCCAUGACUGCACCAAUCGGAGUACAGGGCUUGCAUGCCACUGCACCAAUCAGUACACAGGGUAUUCAGCAGACACCAGUCGUCACACAACAGCCACAGCCCGAAGCAAAACCAUCAGGUGUAGUUCUGGCUGAGAGCACUGCGUUCGUGACCAACCCAAUUGGCAGUACAUUCAGUGCUUCACAGCCUAUAACCACAGUAGUACAGACACACCCCCAGGGGACAAGCACAGGUGCACCCACACUAGUCUCUUCACCCAGACCUAGCAUCCUGCGCAAGAAACCUGUGAAUGAGGGGGCUGUGCGUAAAACUUUGAUCCCAGCGCAGCCAAGUGAGCCUAGUUCUGCAAGAGUGGAUAGUGGCGUGCGACUGGCUGGAUCACCACGACCUGCGGGAGUGAAGCCCAAACCUGAUAUUCAUGUCGCUAUGACACCUCCAGUAAUGGCCACUGUGGAGGCCCUGCCUACACAUGGUGGAGAACAGCAGCCCCUCUCAGCUCCAGCUCAGCACCUAUCGCAGGCCAUUCCUGCUCUUCUUGCCUCACCCAUGCCAACUCCUCCUUCUCAGUCUGCGGCAGUCCUGUCUGCCCUCCCCGCAGCCAUGGCUGUAACCCCUCCUGUUCCUGCCUCUAUGGCCAAUGCCGUAUCUUCUCCAACUCAACCAGCUGCCAGUAGCACUGCAGCGCUUAGCUCCGCCCUUUCAGAGGUCAAAGUAAAACAGGAGGUGGAGUCUAUGGACACAUCACAGCCAGCUCUUUCCAUCCCCUCUUCGACAGCCCCAGCCUCUGUCUUCUCCUCCCAGGCCUCCGGCCUCACAGUGCCUACUCAGCCUGUAGACCUUCUACCUGGCGCCUCCCCACGCAAGAAACCACGCAAACAGCAGCAUGUUAUCUCCAAUGAGGAGGGUGAAAUGAUGGAGACCAACAGCACAGACGAAGAGAGGGCCAGCAGCAGAACUCCUGGGAGCAAAGUAGAGAGACCAGAGUCCCCUCCUAGGGAAUAUGUGGACGAAGAGGGUGUACGGUAUGUGCCCGUACGUCCCAGACCACCAAUAACUCUCCUGCGUCAUUACCGAAACCCCUGGAAAGCUGCAUACCAUCAUUUCCAGAGAUACAGUGACAUCCGUGUUAAAGAGGAGAAAAAGAAUUCUCUCCAAGACGUGGCCAAUCAGAGGGGGGUUGCAUGCCGUGCCCAAGGCUGGAAGGUGCACUUGUGUGCUGCACAGCUUAAGCAGCUGACAAGCCUAGAGCAUGACGUGUACAGCCGUCUCACCUCUCUGCAAGAGGGACUCAUCCCGAAGAAAAGAGCAGGAGCUGAUGAUGACCUGCACCGCAUCAAUGAGCUCAUCCAGGGUAACAUGCAGCGCUGUAAGCUAGUGAUGGAUCAAGUGACUGAGGCAAGAGACACCAUGAUGAAAGUUCUGGACCAUAAAGACAGAGUCCUCAAGUUACUCAACAAAAACGGCACAGUCAAGAAGAGCUCGAAGUUAAAGCGCAAAGAGCGGACCUAGACAAGCUAGGGUUUAUCAUUCUCCUUCAUCUCUCUCUCGCUCUCUCGCUCUCUCUUUUUUUUUUUUUUUUUUUUUAUCUCUGUUUAUGCACCUGCAAGGUCAAAUGAAAAUAUUUCGGUUCAGUGUUUGGACCAUGUCAUGGUUUUUCAGGUUGCUGUGCACAAUCACACAUGAUCUAAAUAUACAUCACGCUAUCUGUAUUUGUCUGAGCAAAGAAAGGAGGUUGCAUCACUGGGCCCUCUGUCUGUCUCAACCAAUUAAAACUCCACAGGAACUGCUGCUCAUUGAGGCUGUAUGUCUCCGUAGGUUAGGAUUAAACAACCGACUAGUCUUAGAGUAUUUUUGAACAGUAAGUUGCCUUACAUUUUCGUUUUCUUCAUAGACUUUUUGUGUUGGUCAUAGAGAUCUAUUGAAGCUCGCACAUGCUUUUUCUUCAUCACGUCAUGAAGCGAUAAAUCGUGACUCCUAGACGACGUACCUCCUUUAAUUAUGAUCUUUACAAAGCCGACUGAAGGAAAGUGUGUACAGGUAUAAAGCUUGGUAUGCAGCACACACCGACACACUAGAGCACAGUGUGUAUACAAUCCAAGUUUCAGUGCCUUCUAUCAUGAGUGUAGCUGUGGGAUUUGUUUGUUUGCAUUCAACACACUCAAGGAAGCAUUUUCAGAUCAGUUCUAAAAAAAUACCCAAAUUUCAUAUUCUACAGUAUAUUUCUGCCUCACUGAUCCCCAAUUGUCAGCAUUUAUUUUAGAUUUAGUUUAUCAUCAAAAAAGCGGAUAUGCUUAAAAAGGUCUGAAGUGCAUUUGAGGACAACACAGAGUGUGUACUUGAAUGAAACAGUAUAAUUGUGUAAUAAGAAUGUGUGGAUAAUUUUACAUUUUCAACCUCAGAAGAAGAAAGUUGUAUAAUUAUGAUUGACUUGCUGUUUACUGUAAGUCUGUUUUUGUGUUUAAGGCUGGUUUUGUUAUUGUGGCUCUUCUUUUACAAAUAUAAAGUGAAUGUUGUGGUUAUAACUUAGAGUAAGGAAUAAUUUUGACUCUUUUGUACAUUUUGCUUUCCUCUUUUGUUAUCUGUAUACUGUGUGUUAUUGCAGUAAAAGAAAAUGUAUGUAAAA
Messenger RNA from Silurus meridionalis, 4375 nucleotides. RefSeq names its product Sin3A-associated protein a (gene sap130a). Gene Ontology annotation, cellular component: Sin3-type complex. The transcript is spliced from 21 exons. NCBI's taxonomy places the organism in Eukaryota, Metazoa, Chordata, Actinopteri, Siluriformes, Siluridae. Bases 106 to 3261 code for a protein of 1051 amino acids. The record is from RefSeq and is a predicted model, not a curated record. Gene Ontology annotation, biological process: negative regulation of transcription by RNA polymerase II.